AAACGUGGCAGAAACAUAGAUGAGCUUCCAAACACCAAGCGCAAACGUUUAAGACCAGGUGAAAUUUCUCCUCCUCGACCAGUUCCUGAACACAUACAAAGGCCUCCUUAUGUGAAGUCUAGGAAACCACCUGGGAUUGGUAGUGGCUUUGAAGUGCAUGACAGAAAGGGAAUAGAAAAGAUGAGAGCUUCUGGAAGGCUCGCUGCACAGGUUCUUCAGCAUGCUGGGACAUUAGUCCAGCCAGGCACUAUGACAGAUGAAAUUGACCAAGCUGUUCACCAAAUGAUCAUUGACAAUGGAGCAUAUCCGUCACCUCUUGGUUAUGGUGGAUUUCCAAAGAGCGUAUGCACAUCAGUGAAUGAGUGCAUUUGCCACGGAAUCCCAGAUUCACGUCCACUUGAGGAUGGGGAUAUUAUCAAUAUUGACGUCACCGUUUAUCUUGAUGUAAGUAUUCUGUUGCAAUUGAUUAGUGUUGUUUGCUGUCUCUUCAUUGCUUCAAUUUUUCUGUUUUUACUGAAAUAGAUAGUGCCUUGAAGC
Nicotiana tabacum (common tobacco) is the source of this 537-nucleotide messenger RNA. The record is from RefSeq and is a predicted model, not a curated record. Lineage: Eukaryota; Viridiplantae; Streptophyta; Magnoliopsida; Solanales; Solanaceae.